This is a messenger RNA of Closterium sp. NIES-67, 4363 nucleotides long. The record is from the annotation of a GenBank genome assembly. NCBI's taxonomy places the organism in Eukaryota, Viridiplantae, Streptophyta, Zygnematophyceae, Desmidiales, Closteriaceae.
UAUGAUAUCACUGAUACAGAAUCACUAGAAGCCCUUCUAGGUCCUGGCGAGGCGAUGCCAGGCCCGAAGACUGUGCUUGCUCUAGUGAUAAUAAGUAAUAGGCCAGGCUGCUACCGUUGUGAGGCGCCCGGCGUACCAUCGAACGUCACAACAAUGUGCUGCGUCUUGUGUUCCUCGAUGCGGUUUCCGUUUCCGAGUUCAUGACAUCCGCCACGUGCGUUUGAGUCGACUCAAAAGCAGUUUCCGAGUUCAUCACAUCCGCCACGUUUCCCUGUCGUUUCGCUCCUCGGGACGAACUUUUCCAUACGCCAGUUUAUGGACAGGCGCAUUCUACUACCUUAGGCACGCCCCGCCAUAGUCUGACUCCGGGGCCGUCGGCGACCACCCACUAAUUAUCCGCUGCCCAGUGAUUCACGCGAUGCGGUCGUCCUCGGGUCGCACUAGUGCGGGGGCAGUCGGAUCGGGCUUCACGUCGCCGCGCGAUGCCGACGCGGCUGAGGCGCGUCGCCUCCAACGCGCCGCGCUGUUGCAAGCUCGCGGCGGGCCUAACUCCAUGGAGAAGCGAUUCCUGCGCUUUAUAUCGGGCCGGAACCUUCCUGGAUUCUGCCACCAUGAGCUCCGUGGCCCCCAUUCUCCCCGGCUACGCGCGUCGCUUCACCCUCUCGCAGCGCGCCGUCACGCUCCUGCUCGCCGCGCGCAACCUCACCUCCCUCGUCGCCUCGCUCCCCAUCGGCGUGCUCCUCCUCCUCCUCUCUGUCCCCACCAUCUUCGCCGCCACCUUCUCUCUCUCCACCCUCGCCUCUCUCUCCCUCGCGUUUCCCAUCGCUGGGGCGGGGUCGCUCGCCGCUGCCCUGGUGCUUCAGGGGAUUGUCACCCAAUCCGUGCACAGCCUCGGGCUUUUUUUUGCUGCCCGGGUUUGCGGGUCCGGCGCGUCGUUGGACGAGGUGGUGGACCAGCUGGCGCAGAGGGGCAGCGAGGGGCUGCACAAACUUUUGGGCUCGGGCAGGUUGUGGACUGCCCGGGGCAGAACGUCCUUAAGUUAUGGUUUAGUGGGGGAUGGGAGGAGAGGGACGAGCAACCUCAGCGGCAUAAGCAACACCCCUUACGAGCGACUCACCCCUUCCCAGCAGCAGCAGCAGGAGGAAGAGGAGGAGGAGGAGGAGCAGCAGCAGCAGCAGCCGGAAAUAGAGGGUCAGGGUUGGAGGGAGUUUUCAGGAGGAAUGGGGCCCGAAAUGAGAGCAAGAGGGGGGCGUUGAGAGCAAGGGGAGGGAAGAGGAGGAGGAAGACGAGCAGGAGGGAGAGGGGAGCGAAGAGCGCAAGUUGGAGGGGUCGGUGCUCCAGGUUCGGCCGGAGGCGGAGGCGGAGGUUCGGCAUCCGAGGGUCUGUUCGUGGUUCGGAGCAGCGACCAGGUGUUCCGAUCCGCAGCAGCGGACUACUCCCUCACGGGUACCCACUUCCCCACCGCCUUUGCCGAUGGCAUGGAUGGCAGCAGCGGCGUGAACACCCCCACAUCGGGCCCUUCUGCUUCGUCCUCUGAGUCCUCUCUGCUUAUCGGGGUGAUCGGGUCGUUGCUGGGGUGGGCGUCGCUGGGCGCGCUGAUCGGCCCGCUGUUUGGCUCGUUUGCGUACCAGUACCUUUCCCCGUGGAUCGCCUAUCUACUUGCGGCGGUCGCUGCGGCGGUGCUCGCAUUCCUCUCCUUCCUGCUCUCCCCUGAAGCGCAUUCUCUCGACCACCUCGAGUUUCAGCUCCGCUGGCGCAAGAAGCAGCAGCAGAAGCAGCAGCAGGAGCAGGGGGAGAAUCCAGCCUCUUACUCUCUCGCAAAUACCUCCUCAUCCUCCUCCACCCCUGCGUCCGAUCCUGCAUCUGCUACUGCUGCUGCGUUUCGCAUGGCCACAGUAGAACCAGACCCGGACUCCAUUGUCGAUCCAAGUUUCCAGGCAGGCAGCGGGCAGGUGACGGUAAAUUUCCAGGCGCUAGGGGUAGAACCGCCUCCGGAACCUUCCGACCUGCCUGACUCGUUCUUCUCGUCGUUUGCGUCUCGCCAGGAUGAAGGUUCAGAUGGCCCUUCAGGUUACCUCUCAGGUGAUCCCUCAGGGGAAGCGGAUGAUGAUGGUGGAGGCUUUUCAUUGACGCGGAGAUUUGAACCCAUGACCUUUGCCUCCAGCUCCGCAGCUGCUGCUGCUCCACUGCCUGCCACUGCAUAUGAUCCUGCUGCUGCGGCAGCAGCUAACGCUACAGCUGCUCUUGCUACAGCUGCUCCUGCUACAGCUGCUCCUGCUACAAGUUCUGAAGCGGCUGCAUUUGCUUCUGCUGCAGCUGGCCCCACCCAUGCCCCUCGAUCAGCCCUCGAUCAGCCCCUCGAUCAGCCCCUGCUCCUUCCCCUGCUCCUUCCCAGGAUCAGCAAGCCACUCCACAGCCCGGCACCUCUGAUCCUCAGGCGCCCCUUCCCUCUACCCUCGUCCCCCUCAUCCGCCCUCCUAACCCCGCCCCUGGCACGGCCCAUCUGCCUCCUUCAGCCCCUGUUGCCCCAGCAGCUGCGGCCGAUGCUGCUCCUCGCACUGCUGUUGAUGCUGCAACUUCUACAGCUGCGGCUGCUGGUGCUGUUGCUGCAGCAGCUUCUGCUGCUGGUUCUGCUACCACUGCUACUGGCGUUACUGCUGUUACUGCAGCAGUUGUUACUGAUGCAAGAGUACCAGUUGCUGCUGCCGCUGCAGGUGAUGCUGCAAGCACAGAGGCGGACGGAGGGGAGUGGCAGGAGGUGCCUCUAUCAGGGGAAAGCACUCCGGUGGCUGUUUCCACCAUGGGCCAUGGGCAGCAUGCCCUUGACCACCAUGCCAUGGGCCACCGGCAGCAUGGCCUUGACCACCAUGCCAUGAGCCAUGGGUCGUCGGCAGCAGCUGAAAGAGGGUUUGACGCAGGGUGGGGAGAAGGCCAGGUUACAGUGCCAGCAGGGGCGGGGAUGACUGCAAGAGGCGCAGCAGCGGGUGCUGCAGAGCCUGCUGCUGACAUCAUCGAGAGGGCUUUUAAUAUUGGGGGGGGCGGCAGUACAAGCUCAAUCAAUAACUCCACCGCCUCUGCUCCCGUCAUUCCCUCGUCAUCCACCAGCACCACCAGCACCACCAGCACCACCAGCACUGCAGCAAGGAGUCAAAGCGCCCCUGCCAUCCCCCUCCUGUUGCCAUCCCCUCUUCCUUGUCUGCUGCAGUAACCUCAGUAGGUGCUCCCACCAGCAAUGCCUCCCACCCUACUGCCAGAUCCAUUGCGCAAGGGCUUGCUACAGCUGGCACCGCCAGCUCAGCUGCCGACAUCAGCAGCAGCUACAGCAGCGCAUACUCUGGUAGUGCCACCGGUGCUGGCAACACCUUUGGCAGAACCAGCAGCAGCAGCAGCAGUGUAAGCACGACUGACUCUCUCUCCCACCAGCAGCACGAUCACCAAGAGCAGCAGCAGCAGCAGCAGCAGAGGGGCAGCAGCACCAUUCGAGGGCUCCUCUUUGCCCUCCGUAACCGCCUCGCCACAGCCGUGCUCCUAACCACCGCCGUCCAAACCCUCUCCUUCGGAGCUCUAGAGGCCACCCUCCCUUUCUUCCUCGCCGACACCUGCGACGCCGGGCCGGCCUCAGUCGGCCUCGCGUUUGCGUUCAACGGGUUGGCGUACUCGUUUGUAGCUUACGUCUCGGCGCACGCGCACGCCACGGCGCAUUUGCAUGUGCAGGCUCGCUUGCAUGCCCACGCCCGGGCGGCUCUCUCGUCGCCUUCGGCGUUUUUCUCGUUUCUCGUCGCCUUGGCUUCGUCGGUGCUUCUCUAUGUGCGGAGCCUGUCGCCAGGAGCAACAAAUUCCGUGGGGAUGACCAUUCUCGCAUGGACCCUUCCCAUAGUUAUGAUUCAGGAGAUCUCAUGUUCUGCGGCCCGUGUUCCACUCUACCUUCUUAUGGCGGCGAAUGGUGUGGGGUAUGCUCUUACCGAGCUUCCAAGCUUUGCAUCCCUGGUGUCUGCAUUGGAAAGUGAAGACGAUGAGGAGCAGAAUCUGCUUAGUAGUGGGUAUGCAAGGAGCAGCUCGAUUGGGGAAAGGAGGGGAGGAGAUAAGCACAUGGAUGUGGCGGUGCUGGUAGCACUGUACAAUGGUGCUGGUGUAUUCGGGUAUGCGCUAGGCCCUCUGUUGUCGACUGCGCUUGCUUCCAAGCUCCCUGCGUUUUGGGUGAUGGCGUGUGUCUCUGGGUUCCUUUGGAUAGUUGGGGCUUUUAGUGUUUGGGCUCGGAGAGUCCAUUCUAGAAGACUGGAUAGGUCAUAAAUUGGUUUUAUGCUGCAUGUCUUGCUUUUACCAUAUUGAUCUGGAAAGAUUCUUGAUACUUCGCUGUACAAUU